Messenger RNA from Oncorhynchus kisutch (coho salmon), 3127 nucleotides. RefSeq names its product MORN repeat containing 3 (gene morn3). Bases 301 to 1011 code for a protein of 236 amino acids. The record is from RefSeq and is a predicted model, not a curated record. The transcript is spliced from 6 exons. NCBI's taxonomy places the organism in Eukaryota, Metazoa, Chordata, Actinopteri, Salmoniformes, Salmonidae.
UUCAUAAACAGAACUGUAUUUGUAUGAAUGUUUUGAAUAAUGAUUUUGAGGGCAAUAUAAUGACACAUUUACAAAAACUGAGAAAGUUUCUCAGCCCGAACGAAAUCUAGUAUUUGUACAUGUAUGCAAGUUGGUUGCUAUGGGGAUAGGACGCUUGGUCAUUGUGGCCUCGCUUGUCUUUUACCACCUAGCUAGCUAACCAGCUAUGUUGACCUAAUGUUAAAUUUGACUUCACUUUGAAAAUUGAAAAGACAAGUGGAUUGAGCUAAUAGGAGUCGUUCGCUUGGACACAUACGAGCCAUGCCUCAUCUGAAGAAACCUCGAAAAGUGGAGCCCCUGUCAAAAUUAUGGGACAGAAAGGCACAAAAGUGUGGACUGCGACACACUGUUUAUUCAGUCAAUGGAGAUGAAUACACCGGGGAUUGGCUGGACAGCAAGAAGCAUGGCAAAGGAACUCAAAUUUGGAAGAAGGCCGGGGCCAUUUAUGAUGGAGACUGGAAAUAUGGCAAACGUGAUGGAUACGGGACCUACAGCAAACUCCUGUCUGUAACCAAUGAGUAUUCAAGGGAAUACUCAGGUGGAUGGGAAAAUGACAAAAAGCAUGGGUUUGGGACCUACUUCUACAGUGACACUGCCUGCUAUGAGGGAGAAUGGAGUGAGGAUCAGAGGAGUGGCUGGGGCAGGAUGUAUUAUGACAAUGGGGACAUAUAUGAGGGAGAAUGGCUGAAAAACAAACAUCACGGACAGGGCAUGCUUCGUCUCGCCAAUGAAAACAGGUAUGAAGGCAACUGGAAGUAUGGGAAGAAGAAUGGGCAUGGAAAGUUCUUUUACCUGGACAAAGGUCAGCUUUAUGAGGGCUUCUGGGUGGAUGGAGUGGCCAAAUGUGGAACAGUCUCUGACUUUGGAAGAGCUGAGGCACCAACACCAACAAUAUACCCAAUUCCUAAGGUACAUCUGUUGGAUGUGAGAUCAGUUUUAAUGGAAACACAAUCAACAUACCACAGUGAAUAGGACAAGCCAAAGAAGAACAUCAGAACACCCUAAAGUGCUCCAUCUCUGCUGAUCUCUGCACACCAAGCUCACUUACCAUGCUGUUAAAUGCCAUCAUGUAACAAAUAAAGAGAGCACAUCAUCAUGAGGAAGAUUUGAGUCAUUUUACUUCUAUGAAACGGGACCACUGAACAUGAUUUGACUUGUAAUGAGAUCACGGUGCCAUCUGGAUAUCAUUCCCCAGUGGCAACUCGAGGUAUUACAAACACAUUCCUAGAAGCAAAACAAAAAGUAAACAGUUACAUUUGCCAAGACCAACCCACUCAUUGUACAAACAAACAAGUCACAAAGGGUGCACUUUGAACAGAAAAUUAAAGCAACAGAUAACACUUUUACAAAGCCAAUUGUGUUUAGAAAGAAUAUGUGCAGUUAAUCUCUGUAUUCACUGUUUAAGCAGCAGUGAAAUUAACUUGACGCUUUUCUAGUCACAAAUUCAUAUUUUCCGACCAAAUAAUCAUGGUACAAAAUGCUAUUUCAAUACCACAGGUUACAACUAUGAAAACACUUUUUGUAGAGUUUAUGCAGCAACAUUUGGCCAACCGAUUAGACUAAAAAUAACUUAAGCAGGCUGAUUACAUUUAAUCUCUCAAACAUGAAUUGAAACCUGAACCUUAGGUUGAAUACAGAACUGACAGAAGUAAGACAAUGGUCGCGUUUCGCUGGUCAGACGUUGCAUGCAUCAACCAAUGGUUGCGUGCCACAUCGUCGACUGCGCCUUCGGACACCAGAUUGUUAUAACAUAUGUGGUUAGCUGGUACUUAAAAUACCUAUCCAGGCAUUGUAAGACCUGGCAUGCAUCAGCAACGCCUGGGCAGAGGUACGUGCCCGUUCAUUGGUGCUCAUAGAAUACAAUGAGGCAAGCCACCGUGUCACAAUAUAGUAGUUAAAAGGGAUAGUUUACCCAAAUUACAGAAUGACAUAUUGGUUUCCUUACCCUUUAAGCAGUCUAUGGACAAGGUAUGACAGCAAUCCAGUCUUUGGUUUAAUUUCUCUGGGACUGUUUCCACAAGCUAACGUUUUAGCAUUUGAGGCACAAAUCCCAUUCAAGUAAUUUUUUGCACAUCAUGUUCAAAACUUCUAAGUGACUUUUGAGCUUUACUACCAAUUUGAGAUACUUUCUUAUGAUUUGGACACAAUGUGCGAAAAUUGCUAAUAUCGACCCAUCAAUGUGAUUUGUGCCACAAAUGCUAAAACGUUAACAUGUGUCAACAGUGCCAGGGACACCAAAGCAUAGAUCGCUUUCAUACCUUGUCCUUGGGCUGCUUAGAGGGUAAGGAAAACACCGUCAUUUUGUCAUUUGGGUGAACGAUCCUUUUAAUGAGAGGCCUCUUUAGCCCCCUCCUACCAUUUACCUGUAAGGUAAAAAAAUAUAUGUAUAACUUCAGCCAGUAGUUUUGAAAGUGCUGGUCACGAGACAAAAGUGCUACCUGUUUUUUGUGUACGACUUCAUCCAAUUGUGUGCUAUGUCAUCCAUUUUGUGUGAUAUGUUACAAAUAUUGCAAUUUGUAUGAUUUCAUAAGAUUUAGCAAUUUGUGUGGUAUGUUACGAAUCCAAAUGACCCUUUGCUAAGCCCCCGGCCCCCUUGGUUACUGUUGCAACCUUGGACCACGUUUUCCCAGGAAGCCUUAUUCCCCCUUCGAACCACUGGCGUAAUCCCCUCACAAUGACAAACUGUGUUUUUAAUACACAAUGAAAUUAAACACAGACUACCCCGUGCAAGUCAGGAGACUCUUGGGUAUGUUGUGGUUGACUGUCAUUGCAAUUGCUUCAUGGGAACCUGGUAAAAUGACGGUUGUAGUGUGGCUAGCCACUGGACGGCUCUGAAUGCACUGUCAGCAUGCAGCCAAAGUUACUAACCACUUUUGGAGCUAACUAGUGCUCUUAAAUCGUAUCCUGAUGUCGACAGCAGAUGAGAGCUGUAUUCUAGCACGGCUAAUUUAGCUUUUUUUUUUUAUAUAAAAAAAAGUUAUUAACUGCAAUAUUGGGUGGUCAAUAAGACAGAGCUAGUUAAGCAGCUGAGUUAGCAAACAAUGUAACUAAAGUAUAAUUUUGAAUUAGAAAAAUAAUUUAACAGGCU